UCAGCUAAUCCCUGGUGUCAGCUAAUCCCUGGUGAAGGGGCAGCCAGGCCACCACCCGGAUGGCUGCGUUCGCCUGGCUGUGCAGGAUGAAAGAUGGAGAGGCCAGGCCCUCCCUCCUACUAACCCCACCCCUCCUGUCUGUCUAUAGGGGCUGACACAGCCCAUUCCCAGGCCUAGAACCUUCCCUAUGUUAGACCCUGGUGCCUUUGUCUUUGUAGUCAUGAGACCUGAGGGGGAUGGGGACAGUGUUGAUAAAAGGCACCAAAGGCAGCUCCCACACCUUUCCUCAGAACUGGCCCAAUGCAGCCCCGGACACAGCCCCUAGCCCAGGCCCUGCCCUUCUCCCUCGGAGGGGCCCUGCGAGACACCAGUCUCCGGGUGCCUGUCUUUAAGGUAGGCACAGGGUGGGAGGGACUGCAGCAGACCCUGAAGGACAUCGCCUACAUCCUCCUCUGCUGCUGGUGCAUCAAGGAACUGCUGGAUUAAUGGCAGCAGGGAACUGCCACCUCUCCCCACCGGCAUCACUCAG
Messenger RNA from Nycticebus coucang (slow loris), 529 nucleotides. It is a transcript of the gene LENEP, whose product is annotated as lens epithelial protein. Gene Ontology annotation, biological process: multicellular organism development. The transcript has a single exon. The record is from RefSeq and is a predicted model, not a curated record. Bases 301 to 486 code for a protein of 61 amino acids. Lineage: Eukaryota; Metazoa; Chordata; Mammalia; Primates; Lorisidae.